AUGGGGGAGCUUCUCGAAAAGAUUAUGCAAUACUUACUGGAGCUUCUUGAAAAGAUUAUGCGAUACUUACUGGAGCUUCUUAAAAAGAUUACGCGAUACUUACUGGAGCUUCUUGAAAAGGUUAUGCGAUACUUACUGGAUCUUCUUAAAAAGAUUACACGAUACUUACUGGAGCUUCUUGAAAAGGUUAUGCGAUACUUACUGGAGCUUUUUGAAAAGAUUACGCGAUACUUACUGGAGCUUCUUGAAAAGGUUAUGCGAUACUUACUGGAGCUUCUUGAAAAGGCUGACGAAGAACUAUCAAGUAACACAAACCACAAUGAAAUCAAAAGGUCAGUUGGUACAGAAAACGAAGUAGAUCUAGAUAAAAGGCCAUUUGAUUCUAUAUCUGGAAGUCAUGGCCUAUCAGGAUUCGCCAAAAGACCUUUUGAUUCUAUUUCGGGAAGCCACGGUUUGUCAGGAUUCGCUAAACGUCCAUUCGACUCCAUUUCAGGCAGUCACGGUUUGUCAGGAUUCGCUAAACGUCCAUUCGACUCCAUUUCAGGUAGCCAUGGUUUGUCAGGAUUCGCUAAACGUCCAUUCGACUCCAUGUCAGGUAGCCAUGGUUUGUCAGGAUUCGCUAAACGUCCAUUCGACUCCAUUUCAGGUAGCCAUGGUUUGUCAGGAUUCGCUAAACGUCCAUUCGACUCCAUUUCAGGCAGUCACGGUUUGUCAGGAUUCGCUAAACGUCCAUUCGACUCCAUUUCAGGUAGCCAUGGUUUGUCAGGAUUCGCUAAACGACCAUUCGACUCUAUUUCAGGCAGCCAUGGUUUGUCAGGAUUCGCUAAACGCCCAUUCGACUCCAUUUCAGGCAGCCAUGGUUUGUCAGGAUUCGCUAAACGUCCAUUCGACUCCAUUUCAGGCAGCCAUGGUUUGUCAGGAUUCGCUAAACGUCCAUUCGACUCCAUUUCAGGCAGUCACGGUUUGUCGGGAUUCGCUAAACGUCCGUUCGACUCCAUUUCAGGCAGUCACGGUUUGUCGGGAUUCGCAAAGAGAUCAAUGGACGAAGAAAGCCUUUAUGGUGCCUAUAAGGAAUCAGAUGACGACAUAUACCGCAGAGAAAUAGAAGAAGAGGAUGAUAAAUUGUUCAAUGUGGCCGAGGAGGAGCUACAGACUGUUUCUGAAAACACUGUUUAA
This is a messenger RNA of Biomphalaria glabrata, 1176 nucleotides long. RefSeq lists its product as uncharacterized. The transcript has 2 exons. Bases 1 to 1176 code for a protein of 391 amino acids. Lineage: Eukaryota; Metazoa; Mollusca; Gastropoda; Planorbidae. The record is from RefSeq and is a predicted model, not a curated record.